CUUGAACCGACUUCCGCUAUAACGGAAAUGACGUCAUCAUAGAGCGUACUCUCUGACGUUCAGAUAAAACAACUGAAUGUUUGUCAGAUUAAAUCAUAAAUGUACACUUAUAUUUAGGAAUAGACAUUAUUUUUACAUGCAGUAACCUAAUUGAUCUUUAAUUGUUCAUCGAGAGCGCGAGUUCAGCAUCUUAAUGAAUGAAAAGAUUUAACACAGACACGUGCAGUCAUGUUUACAGAUAUGGAUUAUGAGCUGGAGGAAGACAAACUUGGGAUUCCUACAGUUCCAGGAACAGUGACUCUAAAGAAAGACCAACAGAAUCUGAUUGGGAUCAGCAUUGGGGGCGGAGCUCAGUUCUGUCCCUGUCUCUACAUCGUACAGGUGUUUGAUAACACUCCAGCAUCUCUGGAUGGGACUCUGGCCGCUGGCGAUGAGAUUACCGGGGUGAACGGUAAACCAGUAAAAGGAAAAACUAAAGUGGAGGUGGCCAAGAUGAUCCAGACAGUUCAGAGUGAAGUUGUGAUUCAGUAUAAUAAACUCCAGGCCGACCCAAAGCAGGGCAAAUCUCUGGAUAUUGUUCUGAAGAAAGUGAAGCAUCGUCUGGUGGAGAAUCUGAGCUCAGGAACAGCAGAUGCUCUCGGUCUCAGUAGAGCCAUUCUGUGUAACGAUGGUCUGGUGAAGAGACUGGAGGAACUGGAGAAAACGGCAGAACUUUAUAAAGGUCUGAUGGAUCACACUAAGAGGCUGCUCAGAGCUUUCUAUGAGCUCUCUCAGACACACAGAGCGUUUGGCGAUGUUUUCUCUGUCAUCGGUGUUCGUGAGCCACAGGCCGCAGCCAGCGAGGCUUUCGUGAAGUUUGCUGAAGCUCAUCGUAACAUGGAGAAGUUUGGCAUCCAGCUGCUGAAGACCAUCAAACCUAUGCUGCACGAUCUGAACACAUAUCUGCACAAAGCCAUUCCAGACACCAAACUCACCAUCCGAAAAUAUCUGGACGUUAAGUUUGAAUAUCUGUCGUACUGUCUGAAGGUGAAGGAGAUGGAUGAUGAAGAAUACAGCUGUAUCGCUCUGGGUGAUCCACUGUACCGCGUCAGCACCGGUAACUACGAGUACCGUCUGAUUCUGCGCUGUCGUCAGGAAGCUCGCGCUCGCUUCGCUAAAAUGCGCAAAGAUGUUCUGGAGAAGAUCGAACUGCUGGACCAGAAACAUGUUCAGGACAUCGUCUUCCAGCUGCAGCGCUUCGUCUCGGGAAUGUCUCAUUACUAUGACGACUGUUACGCUGUCCUGAAAGAGGCGGACGUGUUCCCGAUCGAGGUGGAUCUGUCCAGAACAACGAUCAACUACAGUGGACAGAACCUCUCCUAUGAAGAUGAGGAAGAGGAGGAGAACAGAGGAGCAGAGCAAGAUCUACAGCAAACAGAGAACGGAGCAGAGAAACUCGUUGAUGAUGAAUGAGUGAAUGAAAGUACAUGAGGAAAUGAAUGAGUGAGUGAGUGAGUGAGUGAGUGAGUGAGUGAGUGAGUGAGUGAGUGAGUGAGUGAGUGAGUGAGUGAGUGAGUGAGUGAGUGAGUGAAUCAGUGAGUGAUUGAACUACUUCAGUGAGGUGAGUGAACUACUUCAGUGAGGUGAGUGAAUCAGUGAGUGAUUGAACCACAUCAGUUAGGUGAGUGAUUGAAUCAGUAAGUGAUUGAACCACUUCAGUGAGGUGAGUGAUUGAAUCAGUAAGUGAAUGAGUAAAAUGUGUGCUCUGGGGUUUAAAGGUUUGUGCACACAGAACAUUUUAAAUAAUUAUAUCAUUUUAUUGCUGUUCAAACAUUUCAAAUCAAAGGGACCUUAAAUCUAAUGGAUUACUUGAAGCUCGUGGAUCUGAUAAGGUCUGGUGGAACUCAUGUAUUCAAUUGUGUUUGCACAACAAAGUUUUUGCCUUAUUUAUUUAUAUUUUACUAUCACUUAAACACUGGAUGAAUAUAUUUUGAAGUUACUGCUACAGAUCUAAGUGUCAUGGUGUUUCUGUCUGUCUAGUUUCGUUUGAUUUUCUUGUGAAUUUAAUCAUUUGUGGUAUUUUCUAGAUGAGGUUUGGGGUGGUGGGUAAUGUAUACACCUGUGAUAUGACUACUAAACAUGAUGAAGGUGAAAAGCAGCAUUAUUUAAACAAGAAACCUCGACAAAUAUGAAUCAUGUUAAUGCGAAUGAAUAUAUAAAUCUAACUUUAUUGACAUUGAGAAAUGAGUCUUCUUUAAUGUAUAUUUCAGAUUAUUUUAUUUGUAGUGAUUGUUAAUCUGAUCCCGGUAAUUCACAGAUAAUAAAAGUGCAUUUAUGUAAACGUA
Misgurnus anguillicaudatus (oriental weatherfish) is the source of this 2324-nucleotide messenger RNA. RefSeq names its product protein interacting with prkca 1 (gene pick1). The record is from RefSeq and is a predicted model, not a curated record. NCBI's taxonomy places the organism in Eukaryota, Metazoa, Chordata, Actinopteri, Cypriniformes, Cobitidae. Gene Ontology annotation, cellular component: trans-Golgi network membrane; synaptic vesicle; postsynaptic density. Gene Ontology annotation, molecular function: protein domain specific binding; phospholipid binding; protein kinase C binding. Gene Ontology annotation, biological process: intracellular protein transport; receptor clustering; regulation of Arp2/3 complex-mediated actin nucleation.